AUGUCUGCCUCGGGUGUCAACGUUCUCCGGUACUCGGCCCUGGCCUUUGGUGUCUUCUUCGGCUUCACCCACCAGAGGACAAUCACCGCCACGCAAAACGCCGCCCACGCCAAGAAGGAGUACGAGCACCAGCAGCAAUUAAUAGAGCAGGCGCGUGCCAAGUACGCCGAGCAGAAGAACCCCAAGUCUCUCAGCGCCCAGAAGAGCCCUCUGGACCAGGACCCCAUGUCGCCGAGCUUUGACCUGGAGGCCUACCUCAACGCCGUGGCUGCGAAGAACCCGUAA
This is a messenger RNA of Pestalotiopsis fici W106-1, 285 nucleotides long. RefSeq lists its product as uncharacterized. NCBI's taxonomy places the organism in Eukaryota, Fungi, Ascomycota, Sordariomycetes, Amphisphaeriales, Sporocadaceae. Bases 1 to 285 code for a protein of 94 amino acids. The transcript has 3 exons. Gene Ontology annotation, molecular function: proton transmembrane transporter activity. Gene Ontology annotation, biological process: proton motive force-driven ATP synthesis. The record is from RefSeq and is a predicted model, not a curated record.